CGUCAUGUGACUGCCCGGAGUUGGUGCCAGGAGCCAGAGGGGAGCCAGGAGCGGAGCCGCGCGGAGCCGGGGCCCGAGCUGGAGCGCAGCGCGAGCGCCCGCCGAGCCGAGCCGCGCCCGUCGCACGCGCGCCAGUCCCCGUCCCCUGCGGCCGCCACCGCCAACGCCGCCGGGACUGGAGCGCUGACACCACUGCAUCCGCGCGUUUCCAGGCAGCCCGGAUCCGGGCCUUUAUUUCUCGCCUGCAGCGCUCAGCACCGCGCCUCGAAAAGGGGCCUGGGUUUCAUCCCUGGUCAGGGAACUAAGAUCCCGCAAGCUGCAAAAAUCUGAUUGGUUCACACAGUGGCACACUGAACUUGAUGGCCAAACACCAGAGCACCCUAGAAAGCAUAAUUAAAAGAAUGCUCAUGUUUGACCCAGUCCCUGUCAAGCAAGAGGCCAUGGAUCCUGUCUCGGUGUCAUACCCGUCUAAUUACAUGGAGUCGAUGAAGCCCAACAAGUAUGGCGUCAUCUACUCCACACCGUUAUCUGAUAAGUUCUUCCAGACCCCGGAAGGCCUGUCGCACGGGAUGCAGAUGGAGCCGGUGGACCUCACCGUGAACAAGCGGAGCUCGCCGCCCUCUGCCGGGAACUCCCCCUCCUCCCUGAAGUUCCAGUCCUUGCACAGGAGAGCCUCGCCGGGGCUGAGCCUGCCCUCGUCCAGCCCACCGGGGAAGAAGUACUCGCCGCCGCCGCCGCCCGGCGUGCAGCCCUUCAGCGUGCCGCUGUCCAUGCCGCCUGUGAUGGCUGCGGCCCUCUCCCGCCACGGCAUCCGGAGCCCUGGCAUCCUGCCCGUCAUCCAGCCUGUUGUCGUGCAGCCCGUCCCCUUCAUGUACACCAGCCACCUCCAGCAGCCGCUCAUGGUCUCCCUGUCGGACGAGAUGGAAAAUUCCAGUAGUAGCAUGCAAGUCCCUGUAAUUGAAUCAUAUGAGAAGCCUCUAUUACAGAAAAAAAUUAAAAUAGAACCUGGGAUCGAACCACAGAGGACAGAUUAUUAUCCUGAAGAAAUGUCACCCCCUUUAAUGAACUCAGUGUCCCCCCCGCAAGCACUGUUACAAGAGAAUCACCCUUCAGUCAUCGUGCAGCCCGGGAAGAGACCUUUACCUGUGGAAUCUCCAGACACCCAGAGGAAGCGGCGGAUACACAGAUGUGAUUAUGAUGGAUGCAACAAAGUAUACACUAAAAGCUCUCACUUGAAAGCACACAGAAGAACACAUACAGGAGAAAAACCCUACAAAUGUACAUGGGAAGGAUGCACAUGGAAAUUUGCUCGGUCUGAUGAACUCACGAGACAUUUCCGAAAACAUACUGGAAUCAAACCCUUCCAGUGUCCAGACUGUGACCGCAGCUUCUCCCGCUCCGACCACCUUGCCCUCCAUAGGAAACGCCACAUGCUUGUUUGAAUGCCUCUAUCUCCCGCCUCAGCGUGGCUCCCACUCUCCCAGCUCUCUCUCUGUCCUCCCUCCCAUUAUCUAACUCAUCUUUUUACAUGUACAUUUUAAUUUUGAUUCAGCUGGUCUGAAUCUCUGAAUUUAUAUCAUUCAAACUUCCAUAUGGUCAGUAGUAAAUAUUCUCUAAUCCUUCCUCUCCUUACCACGGGUCAGACCUAAAGAAUGUGAACACUUUUUUUUUUUUUCCUUUUUUUUUUUCCGGGGAUGCUAAGCAAACCCUUCUUAGAGAUACGUUUAAUGUAAUGAAAGCAAGGGAACAUGUAAACUAACAUAACCAAUUGUUUCUCCAUGUAAUCCUCAAAAGAAUGUCAAAGUAAAUGUAUUAGAAAUACAGUAUCCAGCCUGCUAGUCCUUGCCAGAGGCAUCCAGACCUCUGUGCUCUGUGAUCGAGUUUGGUGCUCCACAGCAAAAAGAAGGGUGGAACCUUUCACAGAUUAGCUAGACAAGCAACAGGCUUUCAGACUAGUACAGUCAACUCUUCCAUCGUCCUUCACAGAUCUGGCUUGUCAAUUUGGAUUUAUCACUUCAUCUAAAUGUACGUCCUUUACCUACCUUUGUGCCUGCAGCUACUAAGGAGGUCUUUGCCACCACUGGGAGGUGAGCCAGAGCUGCUGAUUUAGGUGGAUGAUAUCUGUCAGUUGAGGGGGUGGAUGCUGUACUUGCUAGCGUGGAGUCGGAGCAAAGGGGCAUGCAGCAGGGGCAGAGCGAAGCGGGCAAAGGAGGAAGCCAGCCAUUCCUGCUCACCUAGGGCUUUUCGGUGACAAUUCAUCAUUUGGUUCGCUGGGCAGUACAUUCCCAGAGCUUCAGUCUCUAUGCACAUUCAGCUGUGCGGAACCCUACUGCAAAGCCAGAUACUGAUGGGGUUCUCCAUGCACCUUCUCUGUUUCUACAGUGUCCUUAAUGUGGCUUAGCAAGCAUUGAUAGGGAUGCCACAAAACUGUUUGCUCAGUGAUGGGAAAAAAUCUUUUGGGUAAGGGUAUGAAUGGUUUUCUUUAAUGGUCUUCUUUUACCCCACCUACUUAACAGCUUUUUUGCAAACAGGGAAACGUUGAGUGGUAAUUGCAUUCCCCUAUCAAAUUAAUCAUGGAGGCUUCAUAUGGAGACUUUUCUCUGUGAGCUGUAAGGUGCCAAAUUGGCUGUCAUCUGUGUACAUGACACAUAUCAUAAAUAAGCAUCUGCUAAUGCUUUAGUAGAUUCCUUCAGUUUAAGACCUGAGUGACACUAUUUGUAAAUAUAAAUAGUUGUGAAGCACACAUACCUUUCUUGGGGGACAGAUUUCUGAAAAAUCUAGGAAAACCACAGUUCAGGGAUUCAUAAAUGUAGCUCAAAUUCCCAAAUGUUUACUGUUGGAGCUGGCAAUCUCCUAUCACUAUCAAGUAUCCUGUCAGAAGAACAAACUGAAAAUGACUCGUGUUUAUGUUGAAGAUUAAUAGCACCAUUAUUUAGGGGAAGUUUUUCAAAAGCAGGCUUUUGAGCACCAUAGUGUAAAUGCCAGUCAAAAUAAUUUAUGCAUAGAAAUGCCAUUGGUCCUAAAUUUGAAGAAAGUGGGCGACGGUGGUGUAGUGUGGGUGCAUUUAAGCAAAUGCACCUUCAUCCCUCGAUAAAGGAUGGAGGAGCAGAGAGAAGAAUGGAAUCCUGAAGAUCCAUCCCAGCCACAACUCAGGAUCCGACACAACCUUAAUGGGAGGAAUACACUGUUCAGUUGUUUUUAAGACAGUGCAUGAGUGAUUCUGGAGGCCUGCGAAUUGUGUGGGGAGCUUACUUCGAUGGCGCCGUGUUAAUAAAAGUUAGUUGUAGGGACUGCACACCUAAGAGAUCCCGCUCGUAAGCCCUCGGAUCCAACUGAAAGGAGAUGUAGUUGAGAAAUGCAAAGUAAUUUGUUAUUGUGGCACUUGGUUUUUCUUUUUUUUAAGCACUGCAAAAUUAGUUUAGAAUAUUAAAACAUCCUUGUGAGGCUU
Physeter macrocephalus (sperm whale) is the source of this 3448-nucleotide messenger RNA. It is a transcript of the gene KLF3, whose product is annotated as KLF transcription factor 3. NCBI's taxonomy places the organism in Eukaryota, Metazoa, Chordata, Mammalia, Artiodactyla, Physeteridae. Gene Ontology annotation, molecular function: RNA polymerase II cis-regulatory region sequence-specific DNA binding; DNA-binding transcription factor activity, RNA polymerase II-specific. Bases 360 to 1442 code for a protein of 360 amino acids. The record is from RefSeq and is a predicted model, not a curated record. Gene Ontology annotation, biological process: regulation of transcription by RNA polymerase II. The transcript is spliced from 7 exons.